Messenger RNA from Closterium sp. Yama58-4, 1206 nucleotides. Lineage: Eukaryota; Viridiplantae; Streptophyta; Zygnematophyceae; Desmidiales; Closteriaceae. The record is from the annotation of a GenBank genome assembly.
AUGGAUCCGGACUACCCGUGGCCGGACAAGUACCACGCGGAGGAGAAGGGUUUCCUCGCGUUCUUUUCCAAGAGCAAGGAAAACACCGGGAAGAAAGGCAAGCCCAUGAUGCUGCCGUUCGAGCGGCCGCUGGAGGACCUGGAGAAGCGGAUUAAAGAGGUUCGCGAUCUGGCGACGAAGACGGGGAUGGACUUCACCGAGCAGAUUCACGAGCUGCAGGAGAAAUACGACCAACUGAAGCGCGACAUCUACCUCCGCCUCACACCGGUGCAACGUCUGGGCGUGGCGCGCCAUCCCAACCGUCCAACGUUCCUCGACCACAUCCUCAACAUCACAGAUAAGUGGGUGGAGCUGCACGGCGACCGCGGAGGCUACGACGACCCGGCGCUGGUGUGCGGGCUGGGGCGCAUCGACGGCAUGAGCUUCAUGUUCAUGGGGCAUCAGAAGGGCCGCAACACCAACGAAAACAUCUACCGCAACUUCGGCAUGCCGUCUCCGAACGGGUACCGCAAGGCGUUGCGGCUGAUGCGGCACGCAGAGCACCACGGGUUCCCCAUCGUCAUGUUCAUCGACACUCCGGGCGCCUACGCUGGCAUUCAGGCCGAGGAGCUGGGACAGGGCGAGGCAAUCGCGCACAACCUGCGGGAGAUGUUUGGACUCACAGUGCCCACCAUCUCUGUCGUUAUUGGGGAAGGAGGGUCGGGCGGGGCUCUCGCUAUAGGCUGCUGCAAUAAGAUGCUCAUGCUCGAAAACGCCGUGUAUUAUGUUGCCAGCCCUGAGGCUUGCGCCGCCAUUCUGUGGAAGACUGCUGCUGCUGCUCCCAAGGCAACAGAAGCACUGAGGAUCACAGCACACGAGCUGCAGAAGCUGAACGUCGUGGAUGAAGUCAUUCCGGAGCCGCUGGGGGGAGCCCAUGCUGAUCCCGUCAAAACAUCGCUCGCCAUUCGAUCCGCAAUUCUCGCCAACAUGAAGGAGCUGCUGAAGCUGAGCAGGGAGGAGGUGAUUCAGCAGCGGGUGGGCAAGUUCCGCAGCAUAGGCGGCUUCACAGAGGGCGUGGCAGUGGACCCGGCCAAGAAGCGCGCCUUCAAGAAGAAAGACAAGCCCGCUCCCAUCCGCUCAUCCCCCACCUCGCCCUUCUCUCCGCCCCGCUCCUCGUCCCAAGUCAACUCCAAGCCUGUUCCUAGUAAAGCCGAGAGCAACAAUUAG